GCCUAAACACAGAUGAAAAUGCAAACAUGUGUAUUUAAUUAAGUGAUCAGAGAAGAUUGAUGAGAUCUGUGCAUGUGGUGAUUGAUAUCUUGUGUACUUUCUUUACUUUGCUGAUUAUUAACAGGUGCCUAACAAAGUGACAUUGAAAUUUGCAGAAGAAACCAAAAUGAGCCAGGAGUCUGACACUGACGGAUUGAAAGACUCCGAAGUACUGCCACCACAAUUGGAAGAAGCCGUUUCAUCUACAAUUGUCCAGAAAAUCGCUUCCGCUUACAAGCCUGAUGCCAUUGUGGUGUCAUACUCCGUCAAACCUGGUACAAAACCAGGCGAUAACUACAUGUCGGUCAUGUACGCGGUAGAAAUCUUACUGAAAAAUGGGAGCAAUAACCCUGAAAAUAUUGAUGUAAUGCUCAAAACCAUGCCGAAAAAUCCACUCCGCAUUAGAGAAAUUAAUGAAAUGGCCGCAUUUGUCAAGGAAGCGAACAUGUAUACUCAACUUUUCCCAGGGAUGGUAAAAUUCCAGGAGGGCAAGGGGUUGGAAAGGUCCCAAAUAUUUUCCGGGUGGCCGACCUGUUUCGCAACUUUUCAAAAUGGUAUAGAUGACUACUUAGCGAUGGAAGACUUGAGGGGAAAAGGGUUUUACAUGGCUGAUCGCAUCAACGGCCUGACGCCUCCACAAGUUCGUCUCCUCUUGCUAAACCUUGCUCAAUUUCACGCCAUCUCAUACGCCCAAUUUGGCGGUGACAGGACCGCCAUAAUGUCAAAGUACCCUUGGCUUGAAGAACGCAUAUUUCCCCCCGCGGAUAAAAUAGAUCCAAAUAUGAUAUCCUGGAUGAAAUCGUCCAUUGUCAAUCUCUCCGACAGGAUCCGUUCCGCCGGUCAUGCACACGAGGCCGAUUUAAUGUCCAAAAUUUAUGGUGGCGACGACCCCAACGACACCACAUUCUGGUCCGACAUGAAUUCCCUCGUGUCCGGAAAUAAAAAACACGUUGUCAUUAAUCACGGCGACUGUUGGACGAAUAAUGUUCUGUUUCAUGAGGACGGACGACUCAAAUUUAUAGACUUUCAAGCAUCCCGAUGCGCUCUAAGAGGUGUCGACCUAGCAUAUUUUAUGCACACGAGUUUCUCCAAUGAAGACUUGAACGAGAGAGAAGAUUUCUACUUAAAAUUGUAUUACGACGAGUUUAUCAGGUUUUUGGAUAAGUUAGGUUUUGAUACGAGUGGGGCGGGAUUGUCGUGGGAGGAUUUUAUGGAGGAGUGGAAAGAAUGCAAAUUCUCUGGAGUUGUCAUGGGCCUGUCCAUGGCGCCGUUUAUAUGCGCCGAGGCCGAUGUACUUCCCGAUAUGGAAAACUUAAGCCAAGACGAUUAUGGAGCGGAUGCCGUGGACAAAAUGAUUGAUCAAGUUGGCUGCGGAGAAGGGAGCGCGUCAUGGAAGAAAAUUUUUAAUCUUGCCGUCAACCAUUUACCAAGGUGUCGACAAACGUUGGAAUAUGCGAAGAAGGGAUGAGCAAUGAUGCUUUUUUGCAGCUACAACUAAUUUUGAAUAUCUUAUUAUUUUUAUUAUGACUCGAAUAAUAAAUUUUGGAAUGGUCAAUGCUGGCUGACGCAGAAAAAGUGUGCUUACCAGUUUACUUGCUAUAUGUAAAGUGUGCAUAAAUAAAGUUGUGUAAUUUUAAA
Messenger RNA from Folsomia candida, 1677 nucleotides. RefSeq lists its product as uncharacterized. NCBI's taxonomy places the organism in Eukaryota, Metazoa, Arthropoda, Collembola, Entomobryomorpha, Isotomidae. The transcript is spliced from 4 exons. The record is from RefSeq and is a predicted model, not a curated record. The coding region runs from base 167 to 1507 and encodes 446 amino acids.